This is a messenger RNA of Didymodactylos carnosus, 693 nucleotides long. The record is from the annotation of a GenBank genome assembly. Lineage: Eukaryota; Metazoa; Rotifera; Eurotatoria; Philodinida; Philodinidae.
AUGUUUCGUUUCGUACUUUUCUAUUCAAUUGCAUUAGCAACUUUGACAUUCGCUGCAAAACCAUGGGCAGAAGAAACUCGUGAGCAAUGGUGGCUCGAUCAUCAUAAUACUUUUCUACAACAAACUCAAUCGAAUCCGAAUGGGAUUCGAGUAGUAUUCCUUGGUGAUUCGAUAACCAAACGUUGGCUCGAUGGAGCGAGGAAUAUUUGGAAUAUGCAUUAUGCAUCGCGUGGAGCAGUUAAUUAUGGAAUCGAUGGUGAUAGAACACAACAUAUUCUUUGGCGAAUUCAUAAUGGCGAAUUAACCGGCCUCAGUCCAAAAUUAGUGGUAUUAAAAAUCGGUACGAAUAAUAUAAGUAGUGCCACAGCCGAUGAUAUUUCCAAAGGCGUUCAAACCAUUGUUCAAGAUAUUCGACAAAUGCUACCGAACACAAGAAUGUUACUGUUAGGUGUAUUAUCGAGAAAUAAUGUUCAGUGGAUAAGCGAUGACGUUGCCAGAAUUAAUGCAAUUAUAUCCAUAUUUGAUGAUAGUUACUGGAUUGGGUUUUUAGAUAUGACUUCCUCAUUUCAGAAUUCUCAUCUUCAAGUUAAACCAGAAUUAUAUACAGCUGAUCUACUACAUUUGUCUGUUCCAGGUUAUCAGCAAUGGUAUAACAGAAUGGAAUUCUUGUUUUAUGGUAUGCUCAAUUAUUAA